UCUCUUCUUGAAGAAUACAUGGAGAAAACCUUUCAGGACUAUUACUCUCCCCAGUUCUUUUUGUUUUUUCCCUUCCUGGGUACCAAUGGUGUGGAAUUAUUGAUAGACAGCCAGGGUAUGAAGGGUGGAGCUGGGAGAGAGAACAGAAUUUCCUGCAAAAUUCAAUAACAGAAAGCUUGGGGCCCUGAAAUCCCUUGCCAGAUCUCCUCCUCUUCCUUUUACUCCUUCUGUCUUUUUUUUUUUUUUUGCUGAUUAAAACAAUGCCUUACAAUCAUCCUAGGAACAACCCCAGUGCAAUUCCAGAGGUGAUGUGGGAUUCUGGGCUAAAGGAAAUGAAUGAAACCUGGAAAGGUGUGAUUGCCUGCUUUGGGGUAGCAUUCUUCCUUCUGAUGACCUUUGGGAUUAUUUAUUGGCAAGUAGUGGAUCAGCCAACCACAAACUGGAUCCUGAGAAGUAGUACCAGUGGUCUGAUUUGGGAUCGAAAAGAUCACAGUCUCAUCCUUCAGACUCUGAAAGAAGAAAGAAUCUUGCUAAAGAUUCACAUGGGAAGCUUCCCAGAUAUGGAGAUGCCUUUCAUAAAGAACAUAUGUUGGCAGAAUCAGUCUGAAUUCUGUUACACCUGGGAAGGUAUAGUCAAACUGAAGGUCUUCCUGGACUCCAAUCCUUCUCCCAACAGUGAGUGUUACAACAUCAACUGGACUCCCCUUCACUGCCAGCUGAAAGUAAAGGAUUGCUUUUCCAUGGUAAACAUCUCCUGGUAUGGAGGAGCCAGUGUCAGUAGUCAGCAUUGGCCUCUGAAUAGUGUGAACAUCAAGUCCCAACCGUUCACUAUCAGUAACCUUAGUAAAAGCCCAAAUGCUUAUGGCUCUGUCUUAGAAAGAUAUUUUUUGGGAUCCACUGGAGUAACCGUGAUGAUGGUUUCAGAUACACCAAUCUCUCUCUCAGUGGAGAGAAAUAGACAUUUUUGCCUUGAAAAUAUUCCUGGCCCAGACUUGGCUUCCCUGCAGUACACUGUGUGUGUGAGUCAAAACAUCACAUCUGCUCAUCAGGAACUGGUGAGAAGUCGACUUCCCAGACAACAACGAAGAUUGCCAGAUACAGACAUACUUAGGUUGCCAGUCUGGAGAUAUUAUGGUAUAGCUGCUUCUGUUGCUCAAAUGGAGCGAGGACUGAGGUCUUUCUACAAUAAGCUUCAAACACAUAAUCUUGAAGAGGGCAUAAUUGCUCUCAGUGAAGAGUCUACAAUGCUACUUCAAAAUAUGGACCCCAUCUAUUUACCCCAGCUAAGAAGAAAAAGGCUGCAUUCACUGAGAUUUAUCAUGAACUACUUCUGUAUGAAACCACAAAAAAUUUUGAUCACUCUCUCCCCUUAUACAAGCAUCAACUCACCAAUUUUCCAAAGGUCCCUGCAAGAAGGGAAAGAAGAAUUUUGGUUGAGCCGCCAUUCUGAAUCCGGUGACUAUGCGGUGCCGCUCCUCACCAAAUGGAAAGGCCAGUUUUCAGCCUGUCUGAAUGUAACCAGCCAGGCUGCAGUGCUCUGGUACUUGGACCAGGUGAAGCUCCUGAAGCAACAACUGGGAGCAAAGUAUGUGAUUUUUGAAGGUAGUGAAGGCAACUUAUUUAUGGAACAAGCAAUCUCACCUCCUGCAGAACUCAGAGGGGAUAAGUACAUUCGUAUUUUGGCCUCAAUAGCAACAAUGUUGGGAAAUUCAUCAAUAAUUACUGGUGCUACAAGAUCCAGCCACCUGCCACUCUUUUUCCAAAUGAAUCCACGACAAUCUGACUGGAGUUACACUGGUUUGAAAGGGGUUAUCCCAUCUGUGCUUCAUUAUAGUCUUCUUGGUUAUAAUUUUUUCAUUCCAGAUGCAAUAGGUGGAACAUUUUCAGCAGAAUUUCUAACUGAUGAAGAGCUAUAUAUUAGAUGGCUCCAAAUCAUCACCUUCCUUCCAGUCAUGUCUUUCAGGACUCCACCAUGGAUCUGUUGUAGUGAUUGGGUGUUGAACCUCACCAGGUACUAUAUUCAGAGACACCAGAAUUUUGUGGUUCCACUCAUUGAAAAAUACAGCAAGGAAUGGUUAUCUAGGAGGGAUCCAAUUUUUCGACCCACCUGGUGGCUCAGCCCCACUGAGCCAGCUGCCUUUACCAUUGAUGACCAAUUUCUCAUAGGCGAGGAGGUUCUGGUUGCCCCAGUAACAGAACAAGGGCAAUUCCAGAGGGAUAUCUACCUACCUAGAGAAGGUCAGAAAUGGAUGGAUACCAACACUGCCCAGAUGUUUGAUGGGGGAACCUUCCUUAGGAAUUAUUCAGUGCCUCUUGUGGACGUGGCUGUUUUUAUUAAGAUUUCCUAGACUCUGGAAUUUCUCAGAUUUCGGGACAUUUAUCCAUGCUGCACAGAAGAACUGCUGACAGGACUUAUGUGGCUAACUGUAAGUUUCUUGAAGCUACCAACCAGAGAUGCAAUUUUCCAAAAAGUAUCUAUAUUAAAAUACUUCUUAAAGGAAAUGGUUUCAUUCCUAUCAUUUAAGCUUUAAAAAAUAAUAGAGAAACCUCUGUCUAUGUUACUAUCACUUUGUAUUUUGAAACCCCAGGUGCUGGUUUUCAUUGUCUAAGAGACAUUUGAAGCAUCCUGUUAAUUGGGGGAAAUUAUGCAUGAUCAUUGUUAUGCCAAACCACAUUACUUCCCACUAUCCCUAACGGUCAGGAAAUGAAUUUGAUCUUUAUUUUUAAAAAAAUAGGGUAGUAAAAUAAGAGGAACCUAAACUUUUCUGUGGUACUGGACUGCUAUAAAUUGGCUAGGAGUCAACCUUUCUGAAAUGUUUAUAGUUUGUUAGACUGUGUAUAAGCAGGCAAAUAAUUUUUCAUUUUAACAAUCCACC
This is a messenger RNA of Pseudonaja textilis, 2876 nucleotides long. RefSeq names its product SITS-binding protein-like. NCBI's taxonomy places the organism in Eukaryota, Metazoa, Chordata, Lepidosauria, Squamata, Elapidae. The record is from RefSeq and is a predicted model, not a curated record.